Molecule: messenger RNA, 2108 nt
Organism: Fusarium verticillioides 7600
Lineage: Eukaryota; Fungi; Ascomycota; Sordariomycetes; Hypocreales; Nectriaceae
Exons: 2
Coding region: 791-1579 (262 amino acids)
Source: RefSeq, a predicted model, not a curated record
CAUCUGAUUUACGUACCUUGUCUUGAGCCUCAAUUUUGGGGGAGUUUGUGUUUCCCCGCGCUCCAGUUUCCUCCAGAAAUAGCAUUAUAACUAUUCCAAAGGUCGUUUUGCCAACACAUCGAUCUCAUUGUUCCUCUCCAGGAUCAUGGAGUCCAAAGGCACCGAAGCCAUUGAUUUAAACCCAUCACUGGUGCCCACGUCGUUGGCAACCAAGACGCCCUCACCUCCAAUUGGUCGCUCUGCCUGAAUUAUGCCGACUAUCUUCGGCUUCGUCCGAGGCGUGUAUCAUUAAUGGCAUGCUGAUGGACAUGGUUCUCUGCAUGCACUGAAGCCAUGCACGGCUGCACUGCAUUCCCAAUGAUUUCAGUGUGUUAUCGUUCAUCACGUCGCUGAUGUGUUUGAAGGGUGAUAACGAAUAGGAAGCAUCAUUGACCGAUGGAUGGUUCAUAUGAGGUUGUCGACGGGCCGGUCCUUCGUGGGAGAGGGUGUUCGUGCUGACGCUCAAACUUGGCGUGUUGGGUAAAGGUUAAGAAGCUCGAAUUUCCGGUUUCUUUGUUCUUCACUGUCCAUCCUUCCUUUGACUGCCCUUGUCACAACAGAUCGAAGUCCUGCGCUGCAUCUCAUUUCUUAUCGUCCAUUGUCCUAUCUUCUCCCUGUUUGUCUAUACCAGUCACUACUCGUGUUAGCACCUCAAUGCCAACUUGACACACGUGCGUUUCCAUCACAAACAGCUCCCACUCUUCUUGGCCAGUUGACCAUACCUUGUGCCUUUGCUGCCUUCCUCGUGAAAAUGGGGGACCUCGCCAAUGAUAUAAAUGGCUUCAUAAGUCAGCAUAACGCGAUGAGAGGGCAACGCCAUACACAGAACGCUACCCCUGCCAUGAUCCCGAGUUAUUAUGCGCCAAGCUUGAUGCUCUCAGUGAGAGAUAACAAUGACACCCUUACUCAGAGCAUCAGCAUGUCAACCGCUAGCAGCUCGACAUUCAUGUCUUCCUGCUUUGACAGACCUACUCCUCAGACCUCUUCGGUAUACACAGAACCUCCUCCAGUUGCCUCAUUACCGGAACCGCAGCCAUAUGUAACUCCGUCCUUUCUCACAUGCGAGUUCCUCGGCUUUGGGGACUGCGAUGUCGUGUUCGACCUGAACGAUGAAUCCCGCUGGAUUGCACACAUUGCGGACUUCCACCUUCGCAACAUCUUCCCAACAGUGUGUAUCUGCUGGUUCUGUGACCGUACAUUCAGAGCAUCCUCCCACAACCAAGCAGACGCUGAGACUUGCUAUCGGAAGCGCAUGCAUCAUAUUGCAAAGCACUUUCGCAACAACGGUCUUUCCGGGCGGCAGAUGCGCCCAGAUUUCUUUCUUCUUGAUCACUUAUACCAGAACCGGCUGAUCAAUGAGGAAAUGUAUCAGAGAGCGAGGGACUAUCACGAAGCCUCUCAGGUCCAGGUUCGGAACUUGUACCCUGCUGGAUGGAGGCCAGAUCACUAUCGUCAGGAGCCGGCGGUGGUGGAAGCCAGUCGGUCAAGGCAUCGGGGGUCGUCGACUCGAAAUCGUGCGCCGCAGGGUUACUAUCGAUGAGCGGACAGGCCUGUCACUCGACGAGGCCUUCGAUGGCUCUAAACCCCUCAAAUUUCGUGACUCCAAGCAUGGCUAAGUAUCAGGAAAGAAUCUGACGUCGUGCAUGACUUUAUCUCUUUUCUCCUUGUGCUCUCGUUGGUUGAUUCGUGACAUUGUGAGGAGGAGGCUUUGUCGUCCCGUUGUCUGGCCAGAGUAUCAGCUCGGAACAUCAGCAUUUUGGAAUAUUUUCUGGUGGAAAUGGAAUCGCAGAUCUGAAUACAAGAGUUCUGCAGCUUCAAGUCAACAAACAUUCGUUGUCUGGGUGCGAGGAUGUUGAUGGCUUGUGGGGAUCAGGAACAUGUUGUAAGGAGCACAGGGCUUGAUUUGAUAGUGGCGGGUGAUGGCAGAUAUUUAACACCAAACUCCACACAAGGAAAUUAGUUGAACGACUAAGAUUGAAAAUGAAAACUAAUGUGAAAAGGAGUCGUGAAACUAGGCAGUGAAGAUGCGUGAAUGAGCGUGGCGAUGCCUUCCCACACUAUGAUUGGAC